Molecule: messenger RNA, 3360 nt
Organism: Patella vulgata (common limpet)
Lineage: Eukaryota; Metazoa; Mollusca; Gastropoda; Patellidae
Product: T-complex protein 1 subunit alpha
Exons: 12
Coding region: 77-1750 (557 amino acids)
Biological process (GO): protein folding
Cellular component (GO): chaperonin-containing T-complex
Molecular function (GO): ATP hydrolysis activity; ATP-dependent protein folding chaperone; ATP binding
Source: RefSeq, a predicted model, not a curated record
UAUAUUCGACUGGAGUCAGUUCUUAACGAGAAACUACGAUAAAUAGCGAGACUAUCAACAAACAACGUGAGUCAACAUGGCUGGAACGAUGACUGCAUUGACUGUUGGGGGGGACAGAACUACCGGACAAUCUGUCAGAACACAAAAUGUGUUGGCAGCAUGUACAAUUUCAAAUAUUGUCAAGAGUAGUUUGGGACCAGUUGGAUUGGAUAAAAUGCUUGUCGAUGAUAUUGGUGAUGUGACUAUUACCAAUGAUGGUGCCACUAUAUUGAAAUUACUAGAAGUGGAACAUCCUGCUGCCAAGGUUCUGGUAGAAUUAGCAGACUUGCAGGAUCAGGAAGUUGGUGAUGGAACAACCAGUGUUGUUAUAAUUGCUGCAGAAUUGUUGAAAAAUGCUGAUGAACUGGUCAAAUCUAAAAUACAUCCUACCUCAAUCAUCAGUGGUUAUAGACUCGCCUGCAAGGAAGCUGUUAAAUAUAUACAGGAACACCUGACUAUUAGUGUUGACGAAUUGGGUCGUGAUUGUAUCAUUAACGCAGCAAAGACAAGCAUGUCCAGUAAGAUCAUUGGACCUGAAUGUGAAUUUUUCUCCGCUAUGGUCGUCGAUGCUGCCAAUGCUAUUAAAACACCUGAUGGUAAAGGAGGUUAUCGUUAUCCAAUUAAAGCUGUCAAUAUACUAAAGGCUCAUGGCAGAAGUUCUAAAGAGAGUACCCUGGUGCAUGGAUAUGCCUUAAAUUGUACAGUAGCAUCACAAGCUAUGCCUAAAAGAAUCGCAAGUCCUAAAAUAGCGUGUUUAGAUUUUAGCCUGCAGAAAGCCAAGAUGCAUUUAGGUGUACAAGUUUUAAUAGAAGAUCCAAGCAUGUUGGAUGGAAUCAGACAAAGGGAAUAUGAUAUUACCAAAGAAAGAGUUCAGAAGAUUUUGGCCGCUGGUGCCAACGUUAUUCUAACAACAGGUGGUAUCGAUGAUCUCUGUCUCAAAUAUUUCGUAGAAGCUGGUGCCAUGGCUGUCAGACGCUGUAAGAAGGCUGAUUUAAAGAGAAUCGCAAAAGCUACAGGAGCUCAGUUUAUACUUACAUUGUGUAAUCUAGAAGGUGAAGAAGUUUUUGACGCGUCUAUGUUAGGUCAUUGUGAGGAAGUGGUACAGGAAAGAAUCUGUGAUGAUGAACUACUACUUAUUAAGGGACCAAAAACCCGAACAGCCGCAUCAUUAAUUCUACGAGGAGCAAAUGAUUUUAUGUUAGAUGAGAUGGAGAGAUCUUUACAUGAUGCUUUAUGUGUAGUUAAACGGGUUCUAGAAUCAAAAACAGUGGUAGCUGGUGGAGGAGCUGUAGAGGCUGCACUUUCUAUAUACCUAGAAAACUUUGCUACAUCACUCUCGUCAAGGGAACAACUAGCUAUAGCAGAGUUUGCCAGAUCAUUAUUAGUUAUACCCAAACAGUUAGCUGUAAACGCAGCACAGGACUCGACAGAUCUGGUGGCUAAAUUACGUGCUUUCCACAAUAAAUCACAAACAAAGAAAGAUGAAAAUGAUUUACGUUGGAUUGGGUUAGAUUUAUUUGAAGGAGUUGUUCGAGAUAAUAAGAAAGCAGGUGUAUUGGAACCAGCUAUGUCCAAAAUCAAAUCCCUUAAAUUUGCGACAGAGGCAGCCAUUACAAUCCUACGUAUAGAUGACCUUAUUAAAUUAGUUGGAGCCGAGAAGGGUGGUAUGUCGUAUCAAGAGGCUUUACGGAGUGGACAAUUAGAUGGAUAAAGUUUAUAUCAAUUACUGCGUUAUCUAUCAUUGUAAAUUAUUUAAAUUUUUUGUAUCUGUUCAUUUCGAGCAAUUGAAGCUCUGGGAGUCUUGUCACUGGAAAUUAAUUUUAGAAAUAAAUUUCAUGUUGGCUAAUACACUGACCAUAAAACAUGUGGCAAAAUUUAUAGGUUAAAAGAUAACCAGGGAAUAGUACUUAUAUUUAAGGACUAACGUUACAUCAUAAGAUCUUUGCUGAUAUUGGCUCGAUAAGACAUUUAUAUCUAUUUGCAUCAUAUUGUGCUUACUUGUUAUUUUGUAUCAUGCUUGUGAACAAAUAUCUUCAUUUUGUAAUUGAAAUUUUUUUUUUCACAACUGAGUUUUGUUUUCUAUACACCCACAUUUUAUUUGGUAGUAUAUUAUUAUCAAUUUGUUUACCUAUUCGUAAGGUUGAACACUAUCGCGUUUAAUAUCAGUGGACAAAUUUGACUCCAUUUCUCUUGUUUUCAACCAUUCAAACAUAAAUCAAUCUUAUUGUACAAUAUAGGGGUAGUGGUGUGUGACACCGGACUCAAAACAGUAAUGCCCUGUCUCAAUUGUGUCUCAUUCAACCGGAUGAAAAAAAAGGUUGUGUAGAAAUUGAUUGUGUAAUUUUAUAAAAAUCCUCUGGCAAUUGGAAUGGGUGCCCUCGCUAAAGAUAAAUGGGCAUAAUUUAUAGAUGACGCCAUAGAGGCAGUCCCACAUCUCAUUGUUUACCUUACAGCAUUGUUUUCCUGUAUAUUCAUUACGAACUGGUGUGUUGACAAGCAUUAGUUUUUAUACCCCCACAUUGAAAUGUGGUCGUAUAUUGUAGUCACCCCCGUCCGUCGGUCCGGCAUCCACAAUUGCUUGUGGACGCUCUAGAGGCUAAAGUUAAUAUCCGAUUGACUUUAAAUUUAUACACAGUGUUUAAGGUCAUGAAACAAAGAAUCCUAUUUAUUUUCAGCAAUUUCCGAUAAUUACUGCCAUAGUUAUGGCCCUUGAUCACUUCAAAAAAUAUUGUGCCGCUCUAGAGGCUAGUUAUCAUCCGAUUGACUUCAGAUUGAUAAUUACUUCAUGAGUUGUUACUCUUAAUCAGAUUUUAGUGAUUAUAAAUGUUUCAUUACCAAAAAAAGUAAAAGUAUGCGACAACACUUGUUGACUGUUCGGAGGAUUUAGCUGCUGUGGGCGUAUGUUUCGUUGCCUGGCAACCUAUCUUGUAAUGUCUUGUUCAGUGGUUCCAAAUAGGCCUCAAUACCUUACAUAUUAAUUCUUGGUAUUGACGUGUUCAUGAAGAUCUUUAUAUAAAGGCUCCAAUGGCAGUUUCAUUUGGUAAUCCACUUGAUUUGUGUUGAGUACCAAUGUUGAAAUUUCUAUCAUAUGCAUGAAAUCUGAAAUAAAAGCGGAAUACAAAUUAUUAACAGAAUGCAUACUAUAAAAGACUUCCAUUUAGAAAAUUAUUACUUAGUCAAUCAUCUUACCAAACUUUUUAUGGUCAUUUAUUUAAGGGGAUUUAAUGGUAAAUUUGAGAUCCUUGACAUGUCUACAAAUUUCCUGUCUUUUGUUAUUUCUGAAAUUCUGUAUCCUCAGAAUAAAAAACCCUUGUCAACUUG